CUCUUGUCAGUGCAUUGUCCCGGAUCAGCUGUGCAUGGAUCCGAAACCCCACCCAAUGAGGAAGGGCAAGGCGCAGGGAGAAAGACGGUCUGAAGAAAACAGAGGUUGGGGAUCGCACUAAACAAGGGAGGGGUUUCAAGACUGUCGAUUAAUACAAUAUUUACGCACGGAAGUAGCGUACAAUUUCCAGACAAAUACAUACCGGUAUCCCUCUGCCUGUUUGCGCAACGCGAGCGAGGCGGCGGUAGCUAGGUACAGUCAGCUGAUAUUUGUUAUUUUUUACAAGCCGUUUUUCCAAGAUGAUCGCCUUGAUUAACAAGCUACUGGACUGGUUUAAAGCGCUGUUUUGGAAGGAGGAGAUGGAGUUGACGCUAGUGGGACUUCAGUAUUCGGGGAAGACCACCUUUGUCAACGUGAUUGCGUCUGGCCAGUUCAGCGAAGACAUGAUCCCGACAGUUGGCUUCAACAUGAGGAAGAUCACCAAGGGAAACGUCACCAUCAAGCUGUGGGAUAUCGGUGGUCAGCCUCGAUUUCGGAGCAUGUGGGAGCGAUACUGCCGUGGAGUCAGUGCCAUCGUGUACAUGGUUGACGCUGCCGACCCAGAGAAGAUCGAGGCAUCUAAGAAUGAACUGCACAACCUGUUAGACAAGCCUCAGCUGCAGGGGAUCCCGGUCCUGGUUCUGGGAAAUAAAAGGGAUCUUCCCGGCGCGCUCGACGAGAAGGAGCUGAUCGAGAGAAUGAAUUUAUCUGCCAUUCAAGACAGAGAGAUCUGCUGUUAUUCCAUCUCCUGCAAGGAGAAGGAUAAUAUUGAUAUCACACUACAGUGGUUGAUCCAACACUCCAGAACAAGGCGAACCUCCUGAAAGCCACACCCUGACAACAGAAUCCUGAGAGAACCUCUACCCCUGCCCUCCCCUCAUCCAAGACCUCAUCACCAUGGAAACACCACCUCCUCCUCCUCCUCUGCCCGCCUCCUCAUCCACCCAGUGCCCCUCCCACCUCUUUCUCAUCCCAUACAGAUGGUGUGAAAACCAUAAUUUGCAAUAUUUCAGCAUAUUUUUUGUUUUGUUUUAUACUUUAUAAUAUUUUGUUGUGACUUAUUUGAACUGGAUAAAGUUAUAUAUGCCAGUCCACAGUUAAAGCAUCAUUGUUUUUGUAGAUGUUUAUAUAUUUUGGUACAUGUAUCAAGUCGUGUUAAGGAGACAUAUGAUGGAGGGAAUGUGUCUGAUUGCUGUUACAUAAAGUCCAGAUUCAUAACUAUAAUUCCAGUGGUAUGGCCAUCUGUACUUAUAGCACAAGUGCAGAUGUCAGGUGGGCAUCACUUGUGGUUGCACUAUCCUAUACAGCAUUUAGCUAGCUGUUACUAUAGGCUAAUGUUAAUAAUCUGUGUUUUUUUGGUUAAGUGUUAAGUGUAUAGUGUUUCAGUGCUUUGUACAACCUGAUGUCCACUGGCAGAUGAGGCCAUACCAGGUAUCAUUCUUAUUGCGUCCAACAUUUGUGACAUCGCAAAAAAAGCAACCCAAAGCAGCAACCUACCCACAGGGGAGAACACACUUGUGACAUCACAGUAUAGGGAGCCUGAUCGACGUGUGAUAGGCAUAUUCAUCAUGGAAGGGAUUGUGCAGAGAGCUGUCCACGGGGUCAUCUGCCUGACCAGUUGGACAAAUUCUUUGUGCCAAGCUGUUUGUGUUGAGUGUUUAAGCUUAAAUUUGUUUAAAAGUGCUAAAAACUAAAACUGGAAGUGUCAUCUCAAGUUAUGCUGCUAAUCUGUUCAGCAGCUUUCUGAAGUUACUGGGUGUGAGUCAAAAUUAUCACAGUAAAUCUGAAUGGGAUUGGAUGCAAGGAUUGGGUUGAAGGACCUUAUUUGGUGACCAUGCUGUGGAGGCCUCCUUUGUUAAGAAGAGUCCUUCCUUGUUUAAAAACAUGUAUAAACAGGUACAAAAGUACUUUGGACAUUUCAUUUAGUUUGUAUGGUAAUGAUUGAACUCCCUUAUUGUUAUUUAAAUUUGAAUUCUAACUCCCAAGUGAUAAAAACAGAUCAGAACUUCAGACAGUGUACAGGUACACAGAAGAAAUGCUGUAGUAUAUUUUGUACUUAAAAAAUAAUAACUUGACCUUAAACACACUGUUAGCACAUUAUAUAUGAUAUGAAAACAAAAUGCUAGAGACAGCAGGGCCUCACCAUUAGCAGACAACCCUUGAUUGAUAUAUAUUGCAAAAUUAGUUCACAGAUUUGUACAGGUUAGUGGCAUUGUAGACUGACCGUAAUACCCAUAACAGCUUUGAUCAACACAAACCUCAGUAAGGCCACUGCUGCUUUGUAACUUGUGUUUUAAACAGGUUUUAAACUUUUUCAGUUUCAUACACAGCAGUUCCAUUGUUGUGAAGCAGAAAUAAACAGAAUUGCUGUGUGUGGUUUGAGUAAAGUAAUAUAUAAGUUAAACUCCUGGAGCAUUAGCAGUGUGUGUGGUUUUUACUUUGGAUAACCUUGGGGGGUUACCCUUCAGUAAUGCUCUUUCAUGUGUUAUAAUAGGAAUUUUCCUUUUAUGACAAACUUACCAUAUUUGUUGCUGGACAGACAGAUUUACUCUUAUUGGGGAAAUGAAGGAUGCAGAGCUGACAUUUAAAACCAUAACAUCUCUAAAUGGACAUUGUUGUCUAUAGAGCCCUCUUGCUACAGUCUUUUUGUCGCUGUGCUUGUGAGCAUGAGAAAUUGUAUGUGAAAUGGAUGGAAGGAUGAGUUUAUCUUGUCACUGAAAACAUCCAGACCUUUUUCAUAGCUUGCCCAUAGCAGAAAACUUUUUUUUUUAGAGUAUCCAUUAAUUUCUCAUAUUAAUUUGUUCUCUGUAUAUAUCAAUGUUUUUGAACAUGAUGAAGGAUAGGGAAGCGUCAUGUACUACACAGCAUCUCUCUAAUGGUUUUGACUGUCUGGGUGAGAUAUAUUUAGUUGUACAUUUUUGUGUUGGUGGACAGUGUACCAUAACUUAACUCCCAACACAGCUUUUGUAGGGUGUGGCUUAUGCCACUGCAUGGGGCGUGGGAGUGUGAAAUUUUGUAUAUAACUGUCAUAAUAAAAUUAACUGUAACUGUGUGUCUAAAUUCAAAUGAAUGUGGUAUACUUUGCUCCUUAAAUGGCCAUUCUCACCUCACGAAUCAUUAGAUUGUCCUUAAUAUGGCUCCGUGUCAUUGAUACUGUGCCAGAAAAAGUUCUCCGGUGCAUCGCCUCCCUUCCCUCUGUUUUACUCCUGCUCAUGAUCUGGGAAAAAGCCCCACGUUUAAUUGAACUGUAUUCGUCCAUCUCUCUGAUUGGAGUGUUGUACAGAUGAACCCUUCUGUGUUGUUUGUUGACACUCAGGAUCAGUAGGACUGGGAGAGAACAAACCUUCUGACACAUUUCUCUUGCCUUUUUAUUACUAAUUUAUAAUCAUUGUGUUUUUUUUGUAUGCAUACGUCUAACAUAUUCCAGAAGAUAAGCAGUCAAGUUUUACUUUAACCGGUACUGAUGAACAGUAUAUUACUAUUAUUAUGGUAAAUAUGUGUACAUUGUAAUUUUUGUAUGUUUUAAAUAAGUUCAUAAUUGUGUUUUUGAUGGGACUUUCCUGUAUAUAGCAACUUAAAACCAAAUAGUGAAUACUA
Molecule: messenger RNA, 3636 nt
Organism: Megalops cyprinoides (Indo-Pacific tarpon)
Lineage: Eukaryota; Metazoa; Chordata; Actinopteri; Elopiformes; Megalopidae
Product: ADP-ribosylation factor-like protein 8A
Exons: 7
Coding region: 300-863 (187 amino acids)
Biological process (GO): anterograde axonal transport; protein transport
Cellular component (GO): lysosomal membrane
Molecular function (GO): GTPase activity; GTP binding
Source: RefSeq, a predicted model, not a curated record